GGGCCUCCGAGGCCCGGCACACGCCCCAGCCGAGCGAAGAUGGUGGGCCGGAACAGUGCCAUCGCCGCGGGCGUGUGCGGUGCCCUCUUCAUCGGGUACUGCAUCUACUUUGACCGCAAAAGGCGGAGUGACCCCAACUUCAAGAACAGGCUUCGAGAACGAAGAAAGAAACAGAAACUUGCUAAGGAAAGAGCUGGGCUUUCCAAGUUGCCUGAUUUAAAAGAUGCUGAAGCUGUUCAAAAAUUCUUUCUUGAAGAGAUACAGCUUGGUGAAGAGUUGCUAGCACAAGGUGAAUAUGAGAAGGGUGUAGACCACCUGACAAAUGCAAUUGCUGUGUGUGGACAGCCUCAGCAGCUGCUGCAAGUGUUACAGCAGACUCUUCCGCCGCCAGUGUUCCAGAUGCUUCUGACCAAGCUUCCAACCAUUAGUCAGAGAAUUGUAAGUGCUCAGAGCUUGGCUGAAGAUGAUGUGGAAUGAGCCAGAUAUCAACACGAUAAAAUCUCAGUUAAAAAUGAUUUAACCAUUAGCUUGGAAGCUGAUCGGCUCUGGGGGAAUAAGGACAAAUAUGCUUGUCAUGAACUGUCCUACACUGAAGUCUACCAAAGUGAAUGUGUACUUUGAGUAGAUCCAUUGUCUGUUCUAUUUAUUUUUUCCAGUGAAAAGUAUUUUGAUA
This is a messenger RNA of Mesocricetus auratus (golden hamster), 673 nucleotides long. Its product is annotated as mitochondrial import receptor subunit TOM20 homolog. The record is from RefSeq and is a predicted model, not a curated record. NCBI's taxonomy places the organism in Eukaryota, Metazoa, Chordata, Mammalia, Rodentia, Cricetidae. The transcript has a single exon. Gene Ontology annotation, molecular function: transmembrane protein transporter activity. Gene Ontology annotation, biological process: protein targeting; protein import into mitochondrial matrix; tRNA import into mitochondrion. Bases 40 to 477 code for a protein of 145 amino acids. Gene Ontology annotation, cellular component: mitochondrial outer membrane translocase complex; mitochondrial outer membrane.